Messenger RNA from Eupeodes corollae, 2426 nucleotides. RefSeq lists its product as uncharacterized. The record is from RefSeq and is a predicted model, not a curated record. Lineage: Eukaryota; Metazoa; Arthropoda; Insecta; Diptera; Syrphidae. The coding region runs from base 943 to 1905 and encodes 320 amino acids. The transcript is spliced from 6 exons.
UCUGAAAUGUGACUGUCGUUGUCGUGUAUACACAACCUACCUGCAGUAAAGUUAUUUUGUUCAUCGACUUGUUUUUAUUAUUCAAUAAAAAUCAAAUAAAUUCUUAAUGCAACAAACUAAAUUUAUUCAAACAUAAUAGUGCAACUUAUUAGAUAAUGUGCAAAUCAAAUAGUCCAUCAAUUGCUGCCGCCGUUCAACAUCAAAAGACCAAAACUAAAUUCCGUUUAUAGUGAAGAUUGAAAAAGGAAAAGAAGAAGAAAAAAGAAAAGUUGUCGUCGGAUGAGGUACGAGAAGCGUUGCGAAGAGAACACAAUGCAAGUGAAAACAUCGAAUAAGUAAAAUCUACAUGCCUACCAGCACCUAAGAUCGACGACAAAAGUUAUUUAAUCCAACAAAUGCAUAAAAACAAAAUUAAUAUAAUGUUAGCUAGUUCAAGUAUCAAAGAAACAAAAGCCAAUUCCUAAUGAUUAGGAAUAUUUAGUUGAAUUUAUAUUUUUUUGUUUCGAGUUGAGUCAAGUCGAGUUGAGUUGAGUUGUCGUCAGUCGAAGGCCGAGGCCAAGUUCAAGAAAGGAGCUCCAAUCUCAAAUCUCCAAUCUCCAGUGCUGUUGCUGUUGCUGUGUUGUGCUGCUGCUGCUGCUGCUGCUUAUCUGCCUAUUUAAACUACCAUCUUGUGUUUUGCUGCCGUAAGAAAGUAUAACAAAGGAGGAAGAAAGAGAACAACCUAAACUAGCCAGCUAGCCGAAGAAGAAGACAGUGCGUUUUCCACAACAACAAAUCAAAACAAAGAAGAAAUAUUUGGAGCUCACGAAGCGGGAUUGUGAAGCUAACUUUAUUGGAAACUUAUUUUGGACUGGCUACAUACGACAACGGAGGGUUAAGAGAAGAGAAGAGUUAAGUUAAGUGUUGAAACACUGUUUACUAGUCGUUUAACGCAGGAAUUGGAUGGCAGAUAAACUCCGUAGCCAAAACCAACACAACAGUAAUCGCCAUAAUCUAUUGCCACUAAAAUCGUCUGAAUCAUCGAAGUCAUCGGAACGAUCACACCGCAGAAUGUCCAACAAUUCCGGCUACCAAAACCAUUACAACUACCGUAUGUCGAACCAUCACCGCCAUAACAAUCCACAAUCCCAAGAAAAUGAAGACUCCACCUAUACGGGACAAGGUGGUUCAAGUUCACAUGCACAUAUGAAUGGUGGCGGUGGUGGUAGUGGGUCGCAGUCGCACUGCCAUAUGAAUGGAGUUCUAACCAAUGGCCACCAUCACAAUGGUCAUGUUGCCAAUGGCAUUAAGCCGAUGGAUCAAGUUGCAUUGCCAGAUAUGUGCUUCUUUUGUUUUGAAGUGUUGUACUGUGAGCUGAACAACAUCGAGGGUCCAGGACAGCCGCAAUUCACUAAUGAUCCUUUCCCAUUGUUCGUGACUUGGAAGAUUGGCAGAGAUAAGCGGUUACGCGGUUGCAUUGGAACAUUUAGUGCAAUGCAUUUGCAUUCUGGAUUACGUGAAUAUGCUUUGACUAGUGCAUUGAAAGAUUCACGAUUCUCUCCAAUUACUAGAGAUGAGUUUCCAAGACUGACUGUGUCGGUGUCCAUAUUGCAAAACUUCGAAGAGGCACGUGGGUACUUAGAUUGGACACUUGGCAUUCAUGGCAUUCGAAUUGAGUUCCUCAAUGAAAGAGGGUGCAAACGGACUGCUACUUACUUGCCACAAGUGGCUACCGAACAAGGUUGGGAUCAAACCCAGACCAUCGACUCAUUACUCAGGAAGGGUGGCUAUCGUGCAGCCAUCACCCCAGAUACACGUAAAUCAAUCAAACUUACACGCUAUCGCUCGCAAGAGAUCCAGAUGAACUACAAGGAGUACCGCGAGGUGUUGGAACGAAAGGCGCAGUACGGUAAAGUGCAAUGCUAACAACCGACCACAAGUUUUUCCACAAACCCAAUCCAGCAUUAAAUUUAAUUUAGAACAAAACAAAAAUAAAGAAGAAAAACUUAACAAACAACGUGCUGAAGUUGUUCUAAACCUAUAUUUUGUCGAUUUCACUUAACUUAACAAAAAAUAUACUAAAAACAAAAUAGAAACAAAAAAAUUAUGUUCAUGUAUUGUUGGUAGAGAGAGCGUGGCAGCUCACACGUUUUAAUUGCCUAAUUAUUAUUAUUAUAAUUUUAUUUUUUGAUGAAAAAUGUUUAUUCUUAUACAAUGUAACUUUAUACAUAAUAAUUUGGCUCGUAACGUCCAUAAAUAUUGUUGCAAAUUUAUUUUACUUGAUUUAGAAUUUAUUUUUGUUUAUAAUCUAACAAGUUAUCUAAGUUAAUUAGAUACGCAAACUCUCCGCGUUUUGAAAAUCAAUUAAUUAAAACAAAACAAAAAACUUGAAUUAAUCAAUUGUAAUCCGUAAAAUAAAGAUGAAAACUAAUUAAAAAUGAGAAAAA